AUGUGGACCAAAGAAGAGGACGAAACUGUUAUCCGCCUGGUCGAGCUCUAUGGGCCCACAAGGUGGGCGUCCAUCGCUUCGAACCUUCCUGGGCGGAACGGGAAGCAAUGCAGAGAGCGAUGGCACAACCAAUUGGACCCAGCCAUUAAGAAGGAAAGUUGGACGGAGGAGGAAGACCGUAUUCUGAUGCAAGCCCAUGCUGAGCUGGGAAGUGCUUGGGUGGAAAUCUCCAAGCGUCUGCCCGGGAGGACCGACAACGCGAUCAAGAACAGAUGGAAUUCAUCGAUGAGUGAGUGA
This is a messenger RNA of Guillardia theta CCMP2712, 297 nucleotides long. RefSeq lists its product as hypothetical. The transcript has 3 exons. Gene Ontology annotation, biological process: regulation of DNA-templated transcription. Gene Ontology annotation, cellular component: nucleus. Lineage: Eukaryota; Cryptophyceae; Pyrenomonadales; Geminigeraceae. Gene Ontology annotation, molecular function: RNA polymerase II cis-regulatory region sequence-specific DNA binding; DNA-binding transcription factor activity, RNA polymerase II-specific. Bases 1 to 297 code for a protein of 98 amino acids. The record is from RefSeq and is a predicted model, not a curated record.